Dovyalis caffra is the source of this 2703-nucleotide messenger RNA. Lineage: Eukaryota; Viridiplantae; Streptophyta; Magnoliopsida; Malpighiales; Salicaceae. The record is from the annotation of a GenBank genome assembly.
AUGGGAUCCAAGCCAUGGCUACACCCGGCUCCCACCUAUCGGACCUUAGAAACUUACUGGAAUUCCGAUGAUGAUGCUCCUGGUCCUCGAUGUGCUCAUACCUUGACUGCCGUUGCUGCUACCAAGUCUCACGGUCCUCGAUUAAUCCUCUUCGGUGGUGCCACCGCCAUCGAGGGCGGCGCUUCCUCCGCUCCUGGAAUCAGAUUGGCUGGAGUGACCAAUUCAGUUCAUUCUUAUGACGUUCUUACUAGGAAAUGGACUAGAUUACAACCUGCUGGGGAGCCACCGUCUCCUAGGGCUGCACACGCCGCAGCUGCAGUUGGUACUAUGGUUGUUUUUCAGGUGUUCACUGGUGGGAUAGGUCCUGCUGGGCAUUCCACGGAUGAUAUUUAUGUGCUUGACCUGACCAAUGAAAAAUUCAAGUGGCACCGAGUGGUUGUACAAGGACAAGGACCUGGGCCUCGAUACGGCCAUGUAAUGGACUUGGUUGCCCAAAGGUACCUUGUUACUGUCAGUGGGAAUGAUGGUAAAAGAGUUCUAUCUGAUGCCUGGGCUUUCGACACUGCCCAGAAACCAUAUGUAUGGCAGAGGCUAAAUCCUGAAGGUGACAGACCUAAAGCUCGAAUGUAUGCAACAGCUAGUGCCCGUUCAGAUGGAAUGUUUUUGCUUUGUGGUGGAAGAGACUCCUCUGGCAUGCCACUUGGAGAUGCUUAUGGGCUUCUAAUGCAUAGAAACGGUCAGUGGGAGUGGACUCUUGCACCUGGGGUGUCUCCAUCACCAAGGUAUGAGCAUGCUGCGGUUUUUGUUGGUGCACGUUUGCAUGUUACAGGAGGAGCCCUAAAGGGAGGACGUUUAGUAGAAGGGGAAGCAGCUGUUGCUGUGCUGGAUACUGCUGCGGGCGUUUGGUUGGAUAAAAAUGGGCUAGUGACUUCAUCUAAAACCAGCAAAGGACAUGUUGAAUAUGAUCCUUCUUUGGAGCUAAUGCUUCGUUGUCGCCAUGCAUCUGCAUCUGUCGGUGUUCGUAUAUAUGUCUAUGGUGGUCUGAAAGGAGAUACAGUGCUAGAUGAUUUUUUGGUUGCUGAAAAUUCCCCAUUUCAGUCAGACAUCAAUUCUCCUAUAUUAACAUCUGAGAGAGCCUCGACAAUAACAAGUCCCAGAUCAAACCAUUCUAAUUUAAAUUCUUUUGGAACUUCUACUCUAGAAGGUGGACCGGAUAUCUCUUCAUCUGGUGGUGUCAGCAUGGACAGAAAUUCUAUGGAAAAAUUAAGGGAGGCAUCUGCCGCUGAAGCUGAGGCAGCUAAUGCUGUCUGGCAAGCUGCUCAGGCAGCAUCUGUGACUUCUGCAGAAGAAACAUCUGUAUCUGAUGACAACUCACAAGCUGCAGAAGCAACUUCAGAUGGCAGUGACAGUGAGGCUGAUGUUCGCCUGCAUCCUAGAGCUGUGGUGGUUGCUAAAGAGGCUGUAGGAAACCUGGGUGGGAUGGUGAGGCAAUUGUCAUUAGAUCAAUUCGAAAAUGAAAGCAGAAGGAUGGUUCCUAUGAAUAAUGAUGCAUCUUAUCCUGCCAAAAAGUUCACCAGGCAAAGGUCUCCUCAGGGCCUGCAUAAGAAGAUUAUUUCCACAUUGCUUAGGCCUCGGAACUGGAAAGCUCCUGCUAAUCGGAGAUUUUUCCUGGAUUCUUAUGAAGUUGGGGAACUUUGUUAUGCUGCUGAACAAAUCUUUAUGCAAGAGCCAACGGUUCUGCAAUUGAAAGCCCCAGUAAAAGUCUUUGGUGAUCUUCAUGGACAGUUUGGUGACUUAAUGCGUCUAUUUGAUGAAUAUGGAUUUCCAUCCACAGCAGGAGACAUUACGUAUAUUGACUAUUUGUUUCUGGGAGAUUAUGUUGAUCGAGGGCAGCACAGUUUGGAGACCAUAACUUUGCUUCUUGCUCUUAAGAUCGAGAAUCCCGAAAAUGUCCACCUGAUACGUGGAAACCAUGAAGCUGCUGAUAUAAAUGCACUCUUUGGUUUUCGUAUUGAAUGCAUUGAAAGAAUGGGAGAGAGUGAUGGGAUAUGGGCAUGGACACGUUUCAAUCAACUUUUCAACUAUCUUCCACUUGCUGCACUUAUCGAGAAGAAAAUUAUUUGUAUGCAUGGUGGCAUAGGGAGAUCCAUUCAUUCAGUGGAGCAAAUAGAGAAGCUUGAAAGACCCAUAACGAUGGAUGCUGGAUCUAUAGUUUUAAUGGAUCUUCUGUCGGAUCCUACAGAAAAUGAUAGCAUAGAGGGUUUGAGACCAAAUGCCAGGGGCCCUGGUCUUGUCACUUUUGGGCCUGACCGUGUAACCGACUUCUGUAAGAAAAAUAAGUUACAGCUAAUUAUCAGGGCACAUGAAUGUGUUAUGGAUGGGUUUGAACGGUUUGCCCAGGGGCAAUUGAUUACGCUAUUUUCUGCAACCAACUAUUGUGGGACUGCGAACAAUGCUGGAGCUAUACUGGUAGUUGGCAGGGGUUUGGUUGUGGUUCCAAAAUUGAUUCAUCCCUUGCCCCCUCCCCUUCAGUCACCAGAGACGUCUCCGGAACGGGUCGUUGAUGAUACAUGGAUGCAGGCAAGACUUCUAGCAUUUUCAAUGUUGGAAAAACCGCUUGCCGUUGGACUUGACAUUGAUGCAUGGAUUCCAACCUUAAGGUUGUCCAAGGCUCCGUUUGGCCUUGCCAUGCUUGCAAGUUAA